GGGCUGCACCCCCUCUAUCAAAGACAAGCCUCUGAGGAUGUUGGGAGGAGGUGUCCUGGCCUGUGGUUGACUGAGAGCAUAGGAGUGAGGCUGGGAUGAGGAGGUCACCUGGGGGGUCUUGACAGCCCCCAGGACCAGGUCCUUGGGGAAAAGGGUUCAGCUAGUCCCAAGGAAACACAUUUUUAGAAGUAUCUUUUACUGUGAGUUUUAAACAGAAGCCCUUUCUGACUGUCAGAUAACGUCAAGAGGAAACGAGCAGUGAAAUCAAGGAGCAGGCACCUCCAUCACCUGCCAGCUGUGCGACCUUCAGCAGGUGGUGACGUCUCAGGGUGACUUCGGGGAGGAAGAUGGCUGCCCUAGUGCUGCUGCAGACGGCACUGUGCCUGCUGGGUCUGCUCCUGGUCCAAGGUGCCCGUGGCGGGAGCCUCCGGGAAGACUUCAGCUUCUGUGGCCAGCGGAACCAGACGCAGAACAGCAGCCUCCAUUAUAAGCAGACGUCCAAGCAUCACAUCUCCAUCGAGAACUCGCAGGAGGCCCUCACCAUCCACGCACCCUUCCAUGGCGUCCAUCCAGCUUCUUGGCAGUUCCCUCACCCCAGGGGCCUCUACCACUUCUGCCUCUACUGGAACCGCCAUGCUGGGAAAUUGCAUCUUCGCUAUGGCAAGAAUGACUUCGUGCUGAGUAACCAGGCCUCUGACCUCCUGUGCUUCCGGCAUCAAGAGGAGACCCCAGCCCAUGGGCCCCCACUGUUUGCCACCUCUGUCAGCUCCUGGUGGAGGCCCCAGAACACCAGUCUGCCCAGUGCUGCUGGCUUCGUCUUCUCCUUCCACGAUCCUCCCCUGAAGGCCUCCCACAAUGCCUCGGUGGACAUAUGUGAGCUGAAGAAGGAUCUCCAGCUGCUCAGCCAGCUUCUGAAGCAUCCCCGGAAGACCUCAAGGAAGCUGCCGUUCACCCCCACGGGCCAGCAGCUGCAGAACCUGGAGUCAAAGCUGACCUCUGUGAGGUUCACAGGGGACACGGUGUCCUUCGAGGAGGAUCGGAUCAACGCCACAGUGUGGAAGCUCCAGCCCACGGCCAGCCUCCAGGACCUGCAUAUCCACUCCCGGCAGGAGGAGGAGCAGAGUGAGAUCCUGGAGUACUCAGUGCUGCUGCCCCGGGCACUCUUCCAGAAGACCAAAGGCCGGAGGGAGGAGGCUGAAAAGAGACUCCUCCUGGUGGACUUCAGCAGCCAAACCCUGUUCCAGGACAAGAAUUCCAGCCAAGUCUUGGGUGAGAAGGUCUUGGGUAUUGUUGUGCAGAACACCAAAGUGGCCAACCUGUCAGACCCUGUGGUACUCACCUUCCAGCACCAACCACAGCCGAAGAAUGUGACUCUACAAUGUGUAUUCUGGGUUGAAGACCUGACAUCGAGCAGCCCAGGGAGCUGGAGCGAUGCUGGGUGUGAGACCAUCAGGAAAGAGACACAGACGUCCUGCCUCUGCAACCACCUGACCUACUUUGCAGUGCUGAUGGUGGCCUCCGUGGAAGUGGACGCCGUGCACAAGCACUACCUGACCCUCCUCUCCUAUGUGGGCUGUGUCAUCUCCGCCCUGGCCUGUGUCCUCACCAUCGCCGCCUACUUCUGCUCCAGGAGGAAGUCUAGGGAUUACACCAUCAAGGUGCACAUGAACCUGCUGCUGGCCGUCUUUCUGCUGGAUGUGAGCUUCCUGCUCAGCGAGCCGGUGGCCCUGGCAGGCUCCGAGGCUGCCUGCCGCACCAGUGCCGUCUUCCUGCAUUUCUCCCUGCUCGCCUGCCUCUCCUGGAUGGGCCUUGAGGGCUACAACCUUUACCGACUUGUGGUCGAGGUCUUUGGCACCUACGUCCCUGGCUACCUGCUCAAGCUGAGCAUUGUGGGCUGGGGCUUCCCCAUCUUCCUGGUGACGUUGGUGGCACUGGUGGAUGUGAACAACUAUGGCUCCAUCAUCCUAGCUGUGCACAGGACUCCAGAGAGUGUCAUCUAUCCUUCCAUGUGCUGGAUUCGGGACUCCUUGGUCAGCCAUGUCACCAACCUGGGCCUCUUCAGCCUGGUGUUUCUGUUCAACAUGGCCAUGCUGGGCAUGAUGGUGGUGCAGAUCCUGCGGCUGCGUCCGCACACCCAGAAGUGGCCCCACGUGCUGACGCUGCUGGGCCUCAGCCUGGUCCUCGGCCUGCCCUGGGCCUUGGUCUUCUUCUCUUUUGCUUCUGGCACCUUCCAGCUUGUCAUCCUCUACUUUUUCAGCAUCAUCACCUCCUUCCAAGGCUUCCUCAUCUUCCUCUGGUACUGGUCCAUGCGCCUGCAGGCCCGGGGCGGGCCCUCCCCUCUGAAGAACAGCUCCGACAGUGCCAGGCUCCCCAUCAGCUCCGGCAGCACUUCGUCCAGCCGCAUCUAGGCCGCCAGCCCCCUUGCCAGUGUCAGGAAGCAGAGUUGCUCUCCUCACUGCUGCCUGCGGCCUCUGCAGCCAGGCCCAGCCCUUGGCAGGCCAGCCGGAGGCUUGAGAAGGCCCGAGGACCUCGGAGGGAUGGAGCUGUUGGCAUGACAGCCAGAUUCUCAGGCUGGGCCUUCAGAAUUGGCCGGGAGACUACUUGGCUCUUGGGUCCGGCUCACAGGGGCUCAAGUGUGGGACCAUCCCCCGGCCAUCCUAGCCGGGGGCUGAAGCCUGGUCUUAACGUACCACCACUGGACCGGCCCUCACGGCUGGAGGUCGGGAGUCUGCAGGCCUCAUACCUUGGAGACUGGUGAUGUGCUUGGCCCCAUGCCCUUGCCCAGGACAGAAAUGUACCAUAGCCACUCUGUCUUUGAUGGUCACCAUGAGGGCACUCUGUAGCCCCUGUCAUUUUAACCUAAAGAUGGCACGCAAGGAAAAUGGCUUGGGGCAGAGCUUUGAGCCAGAUCCCUGGAGGAGGAGAGCUCCUUCUCCAGAGCACAGCAGCAGCUCCCCUACCUCUGAGCCCAGGGCCCUCGCCUUUGUCAGCCUCCCAGCAUCCCCCCUCCUCUUCCAGGUCCUCCCUUUCUCCCCUAGGACCUCCCUACUCCUCUACUCAUAGCCCAGUGUCCCCAGUUCCAAUGCUGGAUUUUGGGUGGUUGUUCCCGAGAUCUGCCUGGUGCCUGCUGUAAAACCUUUAUCUACUGUGUGGGCCUUUGCCUGCCCCUGACUCAGGCUUAGUAUAGACGCUCUGGGCUGGGCUAGGUCCAUCUUUCCAUCUGGGCCUCUCUAUAAGCUGCAUCACCCUUGCCCACCACUGCCAAGCUCACACCUCACAGGAGCCUAUGGCCUCUCCCGAAAACCUCUUGUGGCAAGAACUGUGGAACAUAGCAGUCCAAAUUUGUUUCCACUCCAGCACUCCAAAGACCAAGACACGCCUCUCCUGGUGAUAGUGGCUUAGAGCCUGAUGGACUCCUAAGAGGUCAUCUCAAAACCUUUGCAGACAAUCUUGAGCAUUUUGCAGCCCAUCACAGUUAAUUCCUUUGGACACAGAUGGCCAGACCUGGUUGUUCCCCUGUAAGUUCAUCUAGUGUGGGUGGCAUAUGUGAGACAAGAACUCUUGGAACUUCAGGCAUAGGGUUGAGGGAGCCAUCAUUCCUGGCUGGGAAUCCAGGAAGACUUCCUGCAGGAGGCAGCAUUUGAUCUGGAUCUCAGCCUUAAAGAUGGGGAGGAUUUUCUUUGUAAUUACCAGUUCAUUUGUCUUUUGAUAUUAAAAAGAAGUACAUGUCCAUUGUAGAGAAUUUGGAAACUGUAGAAGAGUACACAGAAGAAAAUAAAAAUCAACUGUUAUCACCUAACCAACUAACACAAA
Camelus dromedarius (Arabian camel) is the source of this 3813-nucleotide messenger RNA. RefSeq names its product adhesion G protein-coupled receptor G1 (gene ADGRG1). Gene Ontology annotation, molecular function: heparin binding; G protein-coupled receptor activity. Lineage: Eukaryota; Metazoa; Chordata; Mammalia; Artiodactyla; Camelidae. The transcript has 14 exons. Gene Ontology annotation, cellular component: plasma membrane. Gene Ontology annotation, biological process: cell surface receptor signaling pathway; adenylate cyclase-activating G protein-coupled receptor signaling pathway. The coding region runs from base 348 to 2408 and encodes 686 amino acids. The record is from RefSeq and is a predicted model, not a curated record.